AUGUGUAUUCACGAAAUAGUGGGCGACUACCAUCGCGGCUGCCAGCAUUUCCAUGGCCGAUACUACACAGGUCAAGUGACGGAUUGUAAUUCGGAAAAUUGCAAGUCCAGCAAAGCUCACAAGCAUACAGCCCGGAACUGCGGCUGCAUAGCGGUUGUUACCGAUGACCGACGAGUGCAAAACCUCAUACAGACGAAGCAUGAAGAUUGCCAGCCAGCUUUUCGUGGUCAUGAAGAAUCUUAG
Molecule: messenger RNA, 243 nt
Organism: Somion occarium
Lineage: Eukaryota; Fungi; Basidiomycota; Agaricomycetes; Polyporales; Cerrenaceae
Source: the annotation of a GenBank genome assembly